Messenger RNA from Plodia interpunctella (Indianmeal moth), 4672 nucleotides. RefSeq lists its product as uncharacterized. NCBI's taxonomy places the organism in Eukaryota, Metazoa, Arthropoda, Insecta, Lepidoptera, Pyralidae. The record is from RefSeq and is a predicted model, not a curated record. Bases 122 to 4450 code for a protein of 1442 amino acids. The transcript is spliced from 12 exons.
AAGCUCACGCACGAAAUCUGUCAAAAAGUACUUCGCGCGCCGGGGUGAUUUCACGUUUUAUUAAAAUUUUGUCCUAAAAUAAUGUGUAUUUUAUAGUAAAAAUAGUUUAAAUGCUAUAAUUAUGACUUCGUCCUUUGAUGAUAGUGUUUUAAAUUUUGAUUUGGGAUUUUUAAAUCAAACUUCAAAGAAUAUCGGUUUUAGUAAACUAGAAAAACAACGUAAAGCCAUUUUGCUUGUAAAGAAGAAAACCAUAACUACAGAUGGACUAAUAAAAAAAUAUUUUAACAAAAAAGAAGUCUUAGAACAGACAGAGAGGUCACUCUCUGUAUCCAAAGAAGAAUGUAAACAAGUUUGUAUUGACUACAAAAAUGUUUUAGAAAAAUGUGAAAGAUUGGAAAAUGAAAUUCAAGUGGUUCACCAAUACAACCAACAACUACAGCUAAAGUUAUCUGAUGUUGAGAAUCAAUUUAAUGCUCUACAAUCCCAUGCAAAACAGUUAGAGGUAUUAGUCAAAGAGCAAGAGACCAAAAUUGAAUCGCAAAAAAUUGAAAAUCAUUUAGGAAAGACAAGCAGUAAGAAUUCUACAAAUAUUACAAAUGUCCAGAAGCAAAAUGACAUUCUGCUCCGAGACUUGUGUAUUUUGGGAGGACUGCUUCUGCAAAACAAAAACCUCAAACCACAAUAUGUUAAUGUUCUCAAGAAGUAUGAAAACUAUCUUAAAAAACAUGAUGAUGAUUCUAGCAAUGAUUCUGGAGACGGCAAUAGUGAUAAUGAAAUUGAUUUGUCUGAGGAAGAGUUGAAGUCUCCACAAAGUCCACUAUGUUUGAAAAACAAUAAACACAAGAUUCAUUCUUCAUCUGUAGAAGUUCAAGAAGUAAUUGUUGUGAAUGUUAGCAGUGCAGGAAAAGAUGAUACUACUUCUAAACCAAGUGAAAUUGAUAGAUGCUCAGUUUACAGCAAUGACGUAGCUAGUGCAGACACCGGUAGAGGUUCUUCUCUUGCAUUUUCUGACAGCGAAAAAUGUUUCCGUAGUCCUGAUUAUUUAUCAAAUGAUAAUAGUCCAGAAUUUAUAUGCAAAUCAACCAUGAAUAGUGUGGGCACUAGUCCAAUACUGGAUACCAUUGAUACUGCUACAAGUCCAAUUAAUUUUGAAUCACAGACAGACUUUACAUAUACGUUUAAUGAAGAAGUCAGUCCCUUUAGAUCUACAGGCAUUGAAAAUGUUCCCCCACCAACCGAAGUAUGUUCUAGUCAAGCUGUGAUAAAUCACCCAAUUCAAGAUAAACCAAAUAAUCAAUACUCGAAUACUCAAGCAGAGGAAUGUCUUCAGGUUAAUAGUAGUAGUCAUUACGAAGAUGAAUAUAGCAGAGAUGGCGAAAUUGAGAUGAUAUUAAGUAAAAUGCAAUUCAAUCGUGAUCUGAUCACGCCAAUGCCUAGUAGUCCAUGUAGCAGUCAAAGUACAGUAACUUCAAUAGUCUCUGCCUGUCAGACUAAUCACGAUGAUUUUAUUAUCUGUCGAGACGCUGCUAAAUUAAAAGAAGAAAAUAAAAUAUUACACGCAAAUAUUACAGAUUUAGCAAAAGAAAUUAAGAAUAUUAAAAGUAUAUUGAAAAUGAAUCCUACUGCUUCUCUUGAGAAAAACAUAAACCAAGGAAUAGCUGAGAUUUCCAUGCCAACAUGUGGAAACAAUAAGAUUAUAGAGGACCAACUGGACAAUCACAAUGAGAAUCUUCAUGAGAAUCAUAAUGAAAAUCUUCAUGAGGAUCAUAAUGAAAAUGAUGACUUGACUGACAUGGUAGAUCUAGUUCAAAUAUGUGAUAGUGAAGAUAUGUCAUUCAAUGACUUUUGUGAUUUGGAAACCCGAGAAGAUAUGCAAAACGAUGAAGGUGCAUUCAAUACGCUUAUACCAAGCUCACAAGAAGAAGAUCCAAUAAUUGUUAUUGAAGAACAAGAAAACCCACCAGAAGGAAUAAUGAGCAGAUUAGAGUUUGAAGAAGAUCCUUCUUCAAUAGAAAGUACACCAGACAAAUUUAAUGAUAUUAACUCCAAUGUAUCAAAUGAGACAGCAGUACCACAGAAUUCUGUCGAAAAUUUGGGUAAUAAUAAUGAAAGACUAAGAAGAAGAUUAAGGAAAUUAAAUAAUUUAGAAAAAUUCAGGAGAAAAAUGGUUCCUAAAAGUAAGAUACGACGAGAAUAUGUACAAUCGACAAGAAAACGUCUCAUUAAAAAAUCAAUUGGAAAAUCAGUUAAACAUUUGAAAUUAAAAACUCUAAAGAAAAAGGUUACUCUUGCCGAUACAUCAGCAUCAUUGAAUGAUAAAACUGUAUACGAUAAGGCUGUUAAAAUUAUGUCUGAGUUAAAAGUGAAACAGUCUGAAGAACCUAAUAAUAAAUCUUUAACGCCGAAACAGACUGAAAAAUCUCUUGAUAGCCCUGAGAUUAGAAAAUCUGUUAAAAAGCGUUUAUUGGACGUCUCUAAAUUGGCUUUGGAUAUAACUGAAAAACCAUUUGACAUCUCUGACUUAAUAUCUAAACAGACUCCAAGGCCAGUUAUUAAGUCUGUUACGGUACCACGUGAGACACAAAAAUCUGUAUGUUUUGACGAAUAUAAUACCCAGUCUUUGAAAAAUAUGCAACCCAUAAUCCGUAUUGAUAAAUUAUUAGAUAUAACAGAGCGAAGUGUCGAAUGCAUCGACAAAAGUCAUAACAUUGAAAACACCAAAGGCCAACAAUCUUUGUCACCAAGUGUAAUUACAAGGAGUCGUAGUAGAUUUGUGGAAAACCUUCAAACUUUAAAUCAUGAGCCAUCGGCGUCAGAAAGCAUGCGGGAAGUAUUACCAAAAGAAAGCAAGAAACGACUGAAACGAGUGGCUUCAGAUGGAAAGCAGGAAUUUGAACAUAAAAGGAUUUUGCGCAGUUCAACACGCCUUUCAAUGUGUGAAAAUAACACAAAAAUUAAUAAUAAUAAUAACACAACAAACACUUGUAACAAAGAGAAUAAUUCAAAAUCGCCAAAAGUAAAUAUAAAUUGCAAAAAUGAAAAAAAAUCGCCAGUAAAAAAUGAAAAGCUAAUUGAUAGCUCUAAAUAUAAUUCAGCAAUUAGUUAUGACGAUCUUGAUAUGUUUAGUGAGCAAGAGCCAAUGAGAAACAACAUUCUGUUCGAUGAAGUAGGCCAAAGGGACUCAAAAGACAGUAUUUUAUGUACCAUGCUUGAAAAGUAUGGGUUGAGUAAAGUAAAAUUUUAUCCAAAAAAAAUUCCAGAUGAAAUUACAAAUACAAUUCAUAAGGAGAUUGAAGACAGUAUUAAACAUAUAAAUGAGCUCAAACCAAGGGAAGCCAAAUCAGCUAUGGCUUGCAUGAUAGAUAACCUUCAGUCUUGGAAUGUGAAACAAUUUUUGACAGGGUUAAUGAAAUAUUUACAAGAUCCUGAAAGAAAAGUGGAAUUGUAUUCAAAAGUUAACUCGCCUCCAGCACCACCUAUGUCUAAAUCAGAACAAAUUCUUCUUUAUAUUGUAAUGCAAUUGAGAAAUGUUUGGUCUAAUGUUGAUAUAGUGAAUCAUGUUUUAAGUAGCAUAGAGUACACAAUGUUCAAACUAAACCGUACCCCCGAAUUUGAUACUGUUGAGAGUAUGUCUCACUUUUAUGCAAUCCUAUGCAGAUAUUUCAAGAUGAAGACCCGACUGAGACUGUUUAUGUUAGAUGCUAUGUAUUGUAUGCAAUUUAAAGCUAUUGCACUGAUUAGGCAAUGUAUGGAUGUUUGGAUGCACGUAUUACCAUUAGCACAUAUGGGAAUUGCCAAGAAUCCGCUGGUGACCUGCGUGGUAUACCUUUUACAUUUUUACAAAUGUGAGGAUAAUUUUAACAGAGUGCAAGACAUAAGGAAUAUUCUAAGCCGUAAAUACUCUUAUCAAAUAUCAGAAUGGAAUGAAACAAAGAUUUUAGAUAUGUUUAGAAAUGCUAUCUACGAACUUAGAGAUAUUCCUGUUGAGAAGAAAAUGUUAAGAUUAUCUCUAAUUAUACUGGCAAAACGGCAAGGUGCACGUUGGUGUCAGAAAAAUAUUAUUGCAAACAUGAUUCAACCUAUCAUAGAAAAUAAGGAUGCUCCCAGUGCAGUAAAGCAAUUCUGUGUUUCCAUGAUCGGGCCUUUGGUGAAGCCAUACCCUGUGGAUAUGAAAGUUCAUUGUGAAAUAAUCAUGAACCUACUGCUGGAUAUGAGAAAAGAAAAUCCUUCACCGCCAAUGGAAGAAGCCAUAUUUACGAGUCUAAUGUACAUGUGUAAACACAAUCAAAAUCGUGUGGUAGGAGCCCUGUUAAAAUGGCAUCCAAAGCGUUUGUCUUCAGAGUGUCAAGAAGUAAUACGUGACUUCGUAAGGGAUAAACCAGCAAAUACAUGGAAAUCAAUUAUAAAAAGAAUUUAUAGUAUGGAUACAUUAAAUGAAGCUGAAGACUAAUGAGUGCUGUUCCAUAAGAGCCAUAUUCAUUUUUAUGACAGCUAUCCAAUGAUGUAGUAACAUCUGCUCCUUUAGUUUUCAUGAAACUUGAAUGUUUUAUUUUAUUUGUAAAUAGUUGUGGAAUGGAUUUAAUGUUAAGUAUUUAACUUUAGGCAUUAAGUUAAGUGGGCCUCCUUUGCACACUGAAAACUGUGAUUAUAAAAAUAAACACUAAUAACAUGA